This is a messenger RNA of Xyrauchen texanus (razorback sucker), 3475 nucleotides long. Its product is annotated as beta,beta-carotene 15,15'-dioxygenase-like. The transcript has 11 exons. Gene Ontology annotation, molecular function: beta-carotene 15,15'-dioxygenase activity; carotenoid dioxygenase activity. The record is from RefSeq and is a predicted model, not a curated record. The coding region runs from base 84 to 1769 and encodes 561 amino acids. Lineage: Eukaryota; Metazoa; Chordata; Actinopteri; Cypriniformes; Catostomidae. Gene Ontology annotation, biological process: retinal metabolic process; carotene catabolic process.
UCUGUGAUAUCUAUAACUCGGAAUGGAUCUACAAAAAGUAAUAAGAGAGAUAAGGAAAAUACACAUUGUAAACGUCAAGGUGCAUGAAUCGUUCGGUCAAGAUUGGGCGGAGUCUUCACCUUCAUGAAGAGACAGUAUAUAGACAGUUUGUCUUCCCACUCGGACUGCUGAAUUAUCUGUUUCCCUCACUGAAUAGAUUUGGGAUAAGACAAGAAAAGAUGCAGUACGACUAUGGUAAAAACAAGGAAGAACAUCCUGACCCUAUCAAAGCUGAAGUGAAAGGCAUGCUUCCUGAUUGGCUACAGGGGACGCUUAUACGCAACGGGCCUGGUCUCUUCACUCUGGGAGAGACUUCAUACAACCAUUGGUUUGACGGAAUGGCACUUUUGCAUAAUUUUACUAUUAAAAAUGGUGAGGUGAUGUACAGAAGCAGAUUUCUUCGAGGUGACACCUACAACUCCAACACACAGGCCAACAGAAUAGUGGUGUCAGAAAUGGGGACCAUGGCUUACCCAGACCCAUGCAAAAAUAUAUUCUCCAAAGUGAUCACCUUUCUGAACCACACCAUCCCAGACUUCACAGACAACUGUGCCAAUAACAUAAUCAAAUAUGGAAACGACUAUCAUGCCACAUCGGAAACCAACUAUAUUCGUAAAAUUGACCCCACAACUUUAGAGACGCAUGACAAGGUGGACUACAUGAAGCACCUACCAGUAAAUAUAGUGGCGUCCCAUACGCAUUAUGAUGAAGAGGGAAAUAGUUACAGUAUGGGAACAUCCAUUGCAGAGAAGGGCAAAACGAAAUACACAUUAUUCAAAGUUGCAGGAGGAAGUGGCUCAGCUGAGUCUCAACCCUUGAAAAACGUCGAGGUGGUCUGCACUGUGCCCUGCCGCACGCUCCUCACACCCAGCUAUUAUCACAGCUUCGGCAUGACCGACAACUACUUCAUCUUUAUUGAGCAGCCCUUGAAGCUGGACAUCCUGAAAAUGGCCACUGCCUAUAUGAGGAAGGUCAGCUGGGCCAGCUGCAUGAAAUUCCACCCCGAAGAUAAGACCCUGAUUCAUCUUAUUGACCGGAAGACAAAUAAGGAAGUUGGGAUCAAAUUCUACACUGGUGCAAUGGCUGUAUACCAUCAAGUGAAUGCGUUUGAAGAUGAUGGUCAUGUUGUGUUUGAUAUGAUCACCUAUGAUGACAACCGCUUGUAUGAUGUGUUUUACCUGGACAAGCUGAAGGAGCAGAUGACCUCUAAUACUACCUACUGCAAGCCCAAGUGCAAAAGAUUUGUGUUGCCCGUUAAUGAUAAGGGUGAGAUGGGUGAAGAUCUGGUCAAACUUAAAUAUACGACAGCAAGUGCUGUGAAGGAGAAAGAUGGAAAAAUUCUGUGUCAAGGCGAGAUUCUCUGUGAUGGUGUGGAACUCCCAAGAAUUAAUUACAAUUUCAAUGGAAAGAAGUACAGAUAUGCUUACAUGUGUUGUGUGGACACGUCACCAGUGGCCACAAAGAUUGUAAAGGUUAAUGUUGAAACGAAGCAGCAGAUUGAAUGGAAGGAAGACAACUGUGUGCUCUCAGAACCUGUUUUCGUUCCCAGGCCCAAUGCUGUUGAUGAAGAUGAUGGCGUAGUACUGUCAUCUGUCAUAAGCUCUAAACCCAGCCCAGGUAGCUUUCUUCUGGUGCUUGAUGGUAAAUCCUUCAAAGAGGUUGCCCGGGCUUAUGUAGAUGCUGAGAUUCAUAUGGACAUGCAUGGAUACUUCAUACCAGACAGCAGUUAAGGAUUUGAUGCCUAUCUGCCACCUGCACAUUCUUAAUAAAGUGAAAUGUGGAGAAUAAUUUGAUAAUGUUCAUAUUUUGUCUCGAUUGUAUCUUGUUUUCUCACUGCUGCCCAUGGCGAUGUGUUUGCAAUCCACAUACAGUUACCUGGUGUGUAUCGAAUCCUCAGAACAUAGCCUUGUAAACGAAGAAGCAUUCGCUGCAGUCUUGCUGGUGCUUCAUUCAAUGGUUUUCGAAAAAUAUUCUCAAGUGUCCUAUGAUCAGACUGCACUGUCACUAUUUUACCAUACACAUACUGAUGAAAGUAUUUGACAGCAAAAACAAUGGCCAGCCACACUUUUUCAAUUUGUGCAUAAUUUUUCUCAGUAUCUGUUAGUGCCCUUGAGCUAUAGUAUAAGUAUGAAGUGGUGGUGGUGUAGUGGUCUAAGCACAUAACUGGUAAUCUGGUAAUCAGAAGGAUGCUGGUUCAUGCCCCACAGCCACCACCAUUGUGUCAUUGAGCAAGGCACUUAACUCCAGGGGGAUUGUCCCUGUAAUAAGGACUCUGUAAGUCGCUUUGGAUAAAAGCGUCUGCCAAAUGCAUAAAUGUAAAUGUAAAUGUAUAAGGGAUGCCCUUCUUGCAUGAGCACAGCUACGAAGACAUCCUUUGAUGCAUCAGCUUGAAUUACCAACAGUUCGACAGGAUCGUAUUACUUAAGGACUGGUGCUUGAGUGAAGGCUACCUUGAGACUUUCUAAAGCCUUAUCAUGCUCAGGGCUCCACUGCCAGUCAGCUUCUUCUCUCAACAAAUACCUUAAUGGAGCAGUUAGUGUUCUUCAUUUUGGAUAUACUGAGAUAAAUACCUGGCAAUUCUCAGAAAGCGCCUUCUUGUUCUCUGGUGGUGGCAUUUUAACAAUUGCUUGAACUUUGUCUCCAUCAGGUUUUACAUGAUAUGUCCCAUAUACUUGGCAGUGUGAAUUUUGUUUUGCAACAUUGUUAUUUUAACAUUAGACUUUUUUGCUCUCUCCAUGGCUUGACAUUAAAUCUCAUCAUGCUCUUGCUCUGAUGAUGCAGCAAUGAAUGAUCAUGUCAUCAACAAUGAUAUGUACUUCCUCAAUGUCUCCAAAAAUGUCACUAUUCUUUUGUUGGAAAUCUUCACUGACUGAUUUAAUACGAAAUGGAAGCCUCAAGAAGCGAUACCUUCCCCAUGGUGUAUUGAACGUGCACAGCAUGGAUGAUGGUUUGACCAAUUUUUCUUUCCAGUGCCCAUCCUUUUCAUCUAGGAUAGUCAAGAUCGAUUUACCAGACAAUUUGCAUAUCAUAUCAUCAGGCGUACGAAUGGAGAAAUAUUGUCUUUUUAUAGCCUUGUUCAGAUCUCUUGGGUCCAAACACACUCGUAAUGCUCCGUUCUUUUUUUUUCUGUGAUCACCAGGAUGUAUCUUGCACUGGAGUUAAGACUUUAGCUCUCACUAGCUCAUUUUAAGUAUAUUUUAUCUGUCUAUUAUGGCUAGAGGAAUUUUCCUACAUCCCUGUACUGUUGGAGUUAUAUUUGAAUCAACAUGUAUGUGAUGAACACCAGGAAACUCACUUUUUUAUAUUUUCCACCAGAUGGUGCCAUUUUUCUCUCAUGUAGCCUAUGGAGCAAAUACAUGCUUUUUUCCUAUUUUCUGUAUUAUAGAGCACUGCAGGCCAAUUGAAUAAAUGAUGCAGCUAACAUUGUGUGGGUGUG